This is a messenger RNA of Penicillium subrubescens, 2016 nucleotides long. Its product is annotated as Fusarisetin A cluster transcription factor. The transcript has a single exon. Gene Ontology annotation, biological process: regulation of DNA-templated transcription; DNA-templated transcription. NCBI's taxonomy places the organism in Eukaryota, Fungi, Ascomycota, Eurotiomycetes, Eurotiales, Aspergillaceae. Bases 1 to 2016 code for a protein of 671 amino acids. Gene Ontology annotation, cellular component: nucleus. Gene Ontology annotation, molecular function: DNA binding; DNA-binding transcription factor activity, RNA polymerase II-specific; zinc ion binding. The record is from RefSeq and is a predicted model, not a curated record.
AUGUCUGAUUUUUCAAGCUUGACGGGCAAGUUUCGGAUUAACAAAGAAGCGGGACAGGAUCCAGCUGCCAAAGUCACUAAACGGCCCCGAGAAUCACUGGCCUGUAAUCAAUGCAAAAGAGCCAAAACCCGCUGCGAUCGACGACAUCCAUGCAGCUCUUGUACCCGAAAGGAUGAAGCCGCAAUAUGCUCCUAUCAGCGAGCCUCACCGGGCAGCAAUCGUUCAGCCACGGCGGAAGACCGACUCGCCCAUCUGGAGUCACUAGUUAAGGAUUUGAUGCAGAAUCAGAAUCUCAGACAGCCUGAGCACAACAGUGCUCCUGUGGAAGACCAGUCAACAGAAGACCCAAGAGUGACUGAUCAGAGUCUGGAAGAAGGUAGAUAUGUCGGCUCUACUCAUUGGUCUGCGGUCCUGGACGAUAUUCAGGAGCUGAAGAUAGCGGUGACCCGCCGAGAAGAUUCUCCAGAGCCCAGCCCGAAUCUAUCAUCAUCCCCGGAUUCCAACAAAGCAUCCAUAAUAUUUGGAUCGCCUAGUGAUUACCCCUUGGAGCAGGUCAUGGACCAGCAUCUUCCUUCUAGAGUGGAAGUUGAUCGAUUGGUUUCAAUCUACUUUCAGGGAGAAAGCUUCAUCAUCCCGUUUAUCCAUACGUUUCAGUUCCAACGCCAGUAUCGCGCCUUCUGGGCUGAACCUACCCAGGUCAACCCCCUGUGGCUUUCCAUGCUAUUCUCGAUUUGCGCCGUGUCCACCUUGAUUCGCGGCACAAUUGGCAUCUACCCCACCGCGAGGGAGGAAGUCAUUACCGAGGCCUGUCAAUUGCUUGCAGCGUCUGAGAAAUGUCUGGUUCGAGGUGAAUACCAUCGCCCGCAGCCAUUAGUCCUGGAGGCAUUGAUCAUGUAUGCACAAUGUAAAAAUAUGCAAUCUCUCGAUCCGUCGCGCGAAGCGGGUGCGAUUUUCGGGAUGGUCGUUCGCAUGGCUUAUGAGAUGGGGUAUCAUCGGGAUCCGGACUCUCUGGGAUCCUUCACGCCUUUCGAGGGCGAGAUGCGGCGGCGCUUUUGGUCGCUGUGCAAGCAGGUGGACUUGAUGGUCUCUUUUCAGCUUGGUCUUCCCAGCAACAUCUGCCUGGAGAAUUGUGACACCAAAUCCCCUCGAAAUUUAACCGACUCAGACUUUGAUGUUGACACGGAGGUUCUUCCGCCGUCAAGAACUGAAGAUGAACCGAUUGGACUACUUUGGUUCAUUGUUAAAGAUCGACAGAUGGUCAGUUUUUAUAAGGUGUGUCGCGACGCUCUGAGCUUCCAUGAAAAGUCCCAUGCAGAGAUUCUGCAACUGGAUAGUGAAAUUCGACAAAUAUUUACGACCAUUCCAAAUAUCCUUCGAACAAAGCCCCUGGCUGAUUCAAUUGCUGAUCCGCCUUUUUUGAUCAUGACCCGUAUCUAUCUCGAGUUUAUCUAUCUGAAGAGUCUGUGUGUCUUUCAUCGGAAGUAUAUGACACGAGGCAACCAGUUCAGUACCGAUUCUUGCAUGGAAGCUGGCCAACGGCUGGUCCGCCUAUUUAUCGAGACACACGCUGAGUUUUUACCUGGUGGUCGAUUAGAUGGUCAUCGUUGGAUGUUGACGAAUUUCACGAUGAAUGAUUUCCUCCUAGGAGUGAUGGUGCUCUGCCUGGUGAUUCAUGUUCACCGAAGGGAUCCACAAUCUUCAGUCAUUAGCUCAAAAGCUGAAGAGGGCAUUCUGCCGUUGCUGAAGCAGGCACAUGCGAUUUGCGUGGAAAAGUCAUCUGUGAGUCGGGAUGCUCGGUAUGUUUCACGUGCCAUCGCGGCUCUUUUAAAUGGACCGGUGACAAAAGUGGUGGCGCCUGCCUUACCUGUGGACGGUUCAAAUAUCAAUGCCGUGGAUAAUAUUUCUUUGGGGUGGUGGGAUCCAUUCUAUAUUGAAGACAGUAAUGAAGGUUUGGACUGGGGGUUGCUUGAAUCGCUCCUGUUGAAUCAACCGGGAGAGGGGGCGGGGGAUGGAUAG